This is a messenger RNA of Aspergillus puulaauensis, 1362 nucleotides long. RefSeq lists its product as uncharacterized. Gene Ontology annotation, cellular component: fungal-type vacuole membrane. Gene Ontology annotation, biological process: transmembrane transport. Lineage: Eukaryota; Fungi; Ascomycota; Eurotiomycetes; Eurotiales; Aspergillaceae. The coding region runs from base 1 to 1362 and encodes 453 amino acids. The record is from RefSeq and is a predicted model, not a curated record. Gene Ontology annotation, molecular function: transmembrane transporter activity. The transcript is spliced from 4 exons.
AUGGCAGAGGCAGUUACUAUCACAGGCCGGAGGGCGUAUGCUAGCAGAGACCCAGCAGGGGCCGGACGUCCCAAAAGCCCUAGGGGCGUGGGACCGUCGCAGUCUGGAGAGGAGCUCGAACUCGCGACACCACAUUCGCAGCCAUACGCGACCGCGAUAUCGUUCCCGGAGGGCGGGCGGCGGGCCUGGCUGGUCGUUCUCUCGUCGUUCUGUCUGAUCGCAGCGACGUUCGGGAUGACGGGGUCGAUCGGACUGUUCCAGGCGUACUGGCAGUCGCACCAGCUGUCGACGUACAGCUCGCGGGACAUUGCGUGGAUCUCGUCGACGCAGAUCUUCCUGACCCUGUUUCUCGGCGUGCAAGUUGGCCCGCUGUUCGACCGGUACGGCCCGCGGUGGUUGACGUUUAUCGGCUCUGUUGGCGUCGUGGCUUACCUGCUGCUCCUGGGCGAGUGCACGCAGUACUGGCACUUCCUGCUGUGCUUCGGUAUCCUCGGCGGCAUCAGCGGCGCUAUCCUGACCACCGUCGCGCUGUCGGUCAUCUCCCACUGGUUCCAGGCCCGCAGAGGCCUGGCCACGGGCAUUACCUUCACCGGUACCAGCCUGGGCGGGAUCGUGUUUCCGAUCAUCCUCUCGUCUGUCCUGGAAGACAUGUCCUGGGCGUGGUCGAUGAGACUACUGGCGCUACUCGAGUUCGUGUUAGUCCUGGUGGGAAACCUCUUCGUGCGAGGCCGUUUGCCUAUCCAGAGUUCAGGGGGUGUUGUCAACCUGUUAUGCUUUAAGGAUUCACGAUUCGCGUGGACAACUGUCGGGAUCUCUUGCUUUGAAUUCGUGCUCUUUACGGCUAUUGGGCUUCUUCCAACAUAUGCCCUGGAGCAGGGCUUUGGCCAGCAGACCAGCUACAAUGUGAUUGCAGUGAUGAACGCCGGCUCCGGCCUUGGUCGUUAUGUCGCUGGCCUGGUGGCAGACCAUUACGGACGAUUUAACAGCAUGGCCAUAUCCAUCCUGAUCUCGCUCUUUGCCACUCUCGCGCUUUGGCUACCCAUCCACCACAACAUAGGCCUAUUCUACACCAUGGUCCCCAUCUUUGGCUUUGGCUCUGGCAGCGUGAUGAGCCUGGCUCCGGUGUGCCUCGGGGAGCUGGGCGAGGUGAGCGAGUAUGGGCAACGGUAUGGGACCAGCUAUAGUGUUGUGGGACUUGCGACUCUUAUUUCGAUCCCCAUCGCAGCCGAAUUGCAGGCGGCCGCAGGGACAACGGCGUUUGUGGCCUUUUGCGGAGGGAUGCUCGUGCUCGCGCUUUUGUCGUUUAUUGUAGCGCGAUGGGCGUGUCUGGACUAUAAGUGGCGAGGAAAGGUCAAAAUCUGA